Molecule: messenger RNA, 309 nt
Organism: Phaeoacremonium minimum UCRPA7
Lineage: Eukaryota; Fungi; Ascomycota; Sordariomycetes; Togniniales; Togniniaceae
Exons: 2
Coding region: 1-309 (102 amino acids)
Source: RefSeq, a predicted model, not a curated record
AUGGACGGAGCGUACGACUAUAAUAUCAUGGAUGGAGAGCUCGACGCGGACGACAUUUUCCCCCACAUCAUCAAACUCAGCGAUGAGCUCCCCACGAUUCUGCAGGGUCACCUUACCCCAGAGCAGGCAGCCGCCAUGGACGAUCAUCUUGUGGAGUGCCUAGCCAGAAUGGUAUUCGGCUCUAACAAGAUCGAGGACGCUGGAGGAGACUACGACAUCACUCUCAAGCAUAUACCUUUAAAGACGGCCGGAAAAGAUGAUGCAAAGCUGCCCAAUGAUGGAGAAGAAAACGGCGACGCACAACGGUAA